Anopheles maculipalpis is the source of this 375-nucleotide messenger RNA. RefSeq lists its product as uncharacterized. The coding region runs from base 1 to 375 and encodes 124 amino acids. Lineage: Eukaryota; Metazoa; Arthropoda; Insecta; Diptera; Culicidae. The record is from RefSeq and is a predicted model, not a curated record. The transcript is spliced from 2 exons.
AUGCACCGGCAGCAGAUGGAGGCGAUCGCAGAGCAGGCCAGAGAGGAAACGAAGCUGGCCAGCGAGGAAGCCCGUUUGCGUGAGAUGAUGGCUCGUCAGGAGAACGAGCGUCUGCGUAACGAGUUGAAGGAGGAGCGUGCCAGCUUCCAGGAGUUGCUGGCGCAGACGCUGGGCUACGGUGGUGGCCAGCCUGAGGUGGUGCGCCGUAAGCCGGCACGCCAACAGCCGGUCCCGCAACAGCGGCAACAGCAGCAGCAGCACCAGCAGCAGCAGCCGCAACAGCGGCAGCAUCAACGCCAGCAACAGGAGGAAAGCUCUUGGGCCGAGUGGGGCCGUCGCAAGCCGCGAAACCGUCUACCGGAAGUGCGGCAGUAA